Pocillopora verrucosa is the source of this 903-nucleotide messenger RNA. Lineage: Eukaryota; Metazoa; Cnidaria; Anthozoa; Scleractinia; Pocilloporidae. The record is from RefSeq and is a predicted model, not a curated record.
AUGUCUUUCAGUCCCAACAAUAGUACCUAUUAUGACACAAUCCGCCAUUAUUGGAGGCCGUUUUCUCCAUUACAAUGUAUCCCAUGGUUAGCUGUAUUAGGCGCUGAAUGUCUGACCACUGUCAUUCUCAAUGUCAUCAUCAUCAUUGCAUUUGUAAAGCAGCGCCAGCUUCAGCGCCAGAGUAAAUACUUGAUCAUCCACCAGGCCAUAGUAGAUCUCUUGGUUGGGUUGGUGUUCGGGCCUCUGAUGAUUGAAGUGAUCGGAAGCAUCUGUAUUCUUUGGGGGUACCAUAGACCAAAUAUAACUUGGUUAUAUUUGGUAGAAAAUGUUUUAGGUUUACAAGUCUAUCAAGUUUCCCUUCUUAACCUCGCUGUCAUUUCAUUAGAACGAGUACACGCUACUGUUCGUCCUUUCAAGCAUCGAUUCCUUAAGAAAUGGGUUUAUGGAGUGAUUAUAACAGUCAUUUGGUUGGUGCCUGCCAUCAUGAACUCGAUAUUAUCAGGAAUAGUGCCCUCUACUUUUUUCGGCACUUAUUAUGAGCUUAUCGUUUUUGCAUUUUAUUUUACCCUACUUUUGGUCGUCGUUAUAUGUUAUACUUCUAUCUGUCUCAGAGUCCGUUGCAACCGUCAUCCUCGACAACAUGGUGCAGCCGGUGUGAGGGAAAAAAAACUGACGGGUACUUUAUUUCUUGUCACUUUUGGAUCGUUGAUAACGUUCCUGCCGGAGAUGGUGUUCUGGGGUUUUUGGGCUUCCAGUCCCGAGCUUGAUUUCAGCUUUUACAAUCCGAUAUCAUUUAAUUUUUUUAUUAUAACGAAAACAUUUGUAAUGGCCAACUCGUUGAUAAAUCCCAUAAUCUACGCCAUAAGGAUGCCUGAGGUUAGAACAGGCAUAUUAGUUCUUUAA